Messenger RNA from Lingula anatina, 626 nucleotides. RefSeq lists its product as uncharacterized. The record is from RefSeq and is a predicted model, not a curated record. Lineage: Eukaryota; Metazoa; Brachiopoda; Lingulata; Lingulida; Lingulidae.
GGGACAGGAUCUGGGGGGUCAGUCUACACCCGCUGGGGGCGGUCCUCUUGCCCUUACACUGCUAAUCUUAUCUAUGAAGGAGUUAUGGGAACCUCCUACUACAGUCAUGGUGGAGGAAGCAACUACCUCUGCCUGCCACGCGACCCAUCAUGGCUGAACUACACUGAUGGUUUCCAGACAUAUGCCCGUAUGUAUGGUGUAGAAUAUGAAGUGAACGUCAUGCCAGAUGAUUUCUUCUCCAAGCAGAACAUUCCUCCAGGCAUUAAAUCUCUCCAUGACCAAGAUGCUGUCUGUGCCGUCUGCCACACCCCAGGGCGCCCAACCCAGCUGAUGAUUCCUGCCAAAACCUCCUGCCCCGGGGACUGGCUGAUGGAGUAUAAGGGGUACCUUAUGGCGGAGAGCAAGAACCACCAGCGUUCCGAGUACAUCUGUGUGGAUGAGGUGCCAGAAAUCGACAGUGCAGGGAUGAAAGACCAAAAUGGCGGGCUGCUAUACAAUGUAGAGGCCGUCUGUGGGUCUCUUCCAUGUCCUAAUUAUGUUGAUGGCCGCGAAUUGGCAUGUGUUGUCUGCACAUUGUGAUUUAAUUUUAUAACUCGAAUAAGGAGUAAUUAAGAUUGAAAAUGCUA